AUUGCUUUGUACAGUGAGUAAUGUGGUUGCCUUUAAACCAGGCAUGACAAGAAUUAUGAGCAGAGAGGAGCGGCGCCUUAAUUCCCUUCCUUAUUAGUUCAGAUCAAGGAAAAUUAACAAGGUAAUAAAGCAGCCUUGGAUUACUAUUGUGAUAUCGUCGGAAACAAGAUACAGAAGCAUUGUAAAGCGAUCACUUAGAGUAGUACUUUUAUUAUCACAGGGCAGUUAAACAUCAACCUAUCAAACAUUACCAUAGUUAAGCCCACUUGUGCAUGGCUGUCUUCUAAAUGUAUAGCCUUAGGUGACUGUUGGACUUUUGACCUCAAGUCUUUUGAGGCGAUAGGGCAUCCAGGUUAAGUAGUUUUCUGAUGAUGCACAAUCAGGUCCAGUAGAGUGGAUUACGGUGGCGGGGAUUACUGAAUGAUUGAAUGAAUGAAUGACCUCAUUGUUCUUAAUUGAUUUACCUGUAUAAAUAAAGGUGAAAUAAUAAACAAGUAACAAAUUGGCACCAAUGACUGCUAUCUAUGGCUGCAUUCUGCCCCUCAUCUUGCCACAAACUGUCAACUACAAUGUUCCCAGGUAGAAUUAAAUUAGAGCAGAUUAUACCACUUCCAUAAUUCAAAUCUGAAUAAAGAAAAUUCAUCGGCCAUUGUUUGAGGAAGAUUGGUUAACUGGUUCAGGAUGUGAAACGUCAUCGGUGAGAGAAUAAUACAGUGAGUGUAAGAGAAAUUACUUGUGGCCCUGUUCAGACACAACCCCUAGCCCCUACACUAGGCUCUGGGAUCUGACUGGCCCUGUUCAGAUGCAACUCCUAGUUCCUACACUAAGAACUUGUGUAGAUCUGAAAGGAAUGGAUAUGUUUCAGCAAGAAGGCACACAUUCCUCCUUAGCCAAAUCAGAGGGCAAAGUGGAUCUGGCAUCUACCAUGUUCUGUACAAGUGUAUUUUAUGACCUGUAAUGACUUUCUAAUUAAAAUUUCUGUGGAAACAGACAAACUUAUCUUCUCACUACCAAAUUGCUUAAACCUAUCCACUUUUGGAUCAACAUGAAGUGUCUAGGAAGUAGAGACGACAUGGGUUGGUUCUGGAUGGAAACCACAUUUCUUUAGAAAGAGCAGUUGACAAAGUGUUAGUGACAGCCUUGUGCAAGUGUUGAAGCCAGCGUCCUCUUCCAAGUUCAAAAUCUCCACAUGAACGUGUGCACUAAUCUCCCCUUGUCCCUCCUAUUUAUAACUGCUUUAAGAAAGAGGAAGGGCAGCAAUGAGAUUAGAUCAGAGCCUCAUGGAUCUUCUGCUCAAAUGACUUUUACUCUUCUUCCCCACAUAACGGUCCUCAUCAGGGGAAGAAAGGAGGCUUUGUUCUUCCCCUUGUUGCCCUUUGGACUUACAGGACCACAACUGAGAAGUACUGCACGAAGUAAUGCCACUGAAUGGGAUAACUGGGCCUAGAUGAUUUUUAUAAGACGCUUCAGGUGGCUCGGCAAGCUGCACUGAGUCGAUGGAGCUUUUUUUCCUGCAGUGUUUCCUCCCUUGUUCUUCUGUUAACGUCUGAUGAAGACUGCACCCUGGUUGAUACGACUCGCACUUCUGAGUGUUGAAACUGAGUAAAUUCUCUUUGUGUUUUCUGAUAUUCUUGUGUGCUAUUCUUACAUUGUUAACCCAAUUGGGACUGGUUGGUUUCUAUGCACAAUUAAAAGCCAGCUCUCACAGAAAACCAACAAAAGUGUCUUGAAAGUGUAUCAUGGAUGCCAAUAGUGCUCAGCUAAAGACUAAGCUGAAAGAGCGACGCUCUACCAUCAAUGUGCUGGGAGCCAGUUUCUCACAGACCAUUGAGGAAGAAAAGGCCUUCUAUUUCUCCCAGGGCAGUUCUGUUAAGCCAUGGAACUCUUUGGAACACCUGGAAAGCCCUGCUCCUGAGGGCCAGAUCCCAAGACACCAAAAAGAGACGUUGAGACCACAACAGAACAUUAACAUCAACGUAGGGGGAAAAGUCUUUCACAUUCCCAAGAAGAUGGCCGUCAGAUUCCCUCGCACACGAAUAGGCUCCUUGGCCCUGUGCACAGACCGCGUCAAACAGCUCACUCUGUGCGAUGACUACUCGGUGCUCACCAACGAGUUCUUCUUCGAUCGCGACCCAACUUUCUUUUACUACAUCUUUCACUUCUAUAGCAGCGGUGUUCUGUGGGUGAUGCAGGAACUGUGCCCUAUCAACUUCGAGGAGGAGAUGCAGUACUGGGGCCUGAGCUGGAACGACACCCAGCGCUGUUGCCGUAUCCUGUUUGAGGAGAAGGUGGAUGAACUCCGGGACAAUCUGAAGGUGGAAAAGGAACUCUUAGCGGAGAUAGAGAUAAAGCAUGAUGAGGAAGGCUACAAGACCAUGUUCCUGGGUGGAAUUCGCAAAGACCUCUGGGACCUGAUGGAAAACCCUUACUCCUCGCUGUCGGCCAAAUCCUUUGCAGUUUUCUCUAGCCUCCUGGUGCUCAUCUCCAUUGUGGCUAUGACCCUCAACACUGUGAAGGAACUGAGGACCCACACCCUCUCUGGCAAGACCUACCUGGAAUGGGUAGAGAUUUUCUCCAUUCUCUUCUUCACAUUCGAGUACUUCAUGCGCCUUGUUACCACUUGUGACAUAAAGCACUUCGUCAAAAGCUCCCUGAACUUGGUGGACCUGGUGGCCGUCAUGCCCUACUUUAUCCAGCUGAUAUUUGAAGCGUUUGCCAAUGUGGAGGACCUCAGUGCCCAGGAAGAUCUCAAAACCCUGGCUCAUGUCAGCAAGGUCAGCAAAGUGCUCAAAGUUGUCAAGCUGAUGCGCAUCUUUCGCAUCCUGAAGCUGGCCCGCCACUCCACCGGCAUGAGGGCGUUUGGGUUCACCCUGCGCCAAUGCUACCAGCAGGUGUGUUGCCUUUUCCUCUUCAUCGCCAUGGGCAUUUUCAUGUUCUCUGCCCUCCUGCAUUCGGUAGAACGGGAUGUCGAAGGAUCUCCAUUCAGGAGUAUUCCUGAUACCUGGUGGUGGGCGACGGUGAGCAUCUCCCAAGUGGGUUAUGGGGACGUGGUGCCCGUAUCCCUUCCUGGCCGCGUGGUGGCAUUCUCCUGCAUCUUCUUCGGCAUCAUUCUCAAUGGCAUGCCCAUCUCUCUCCUCUUCAACAAGUUCUCAGACUACUAUGCCAAGCUCAAGUACCAGGAGUCCACCUCAACCAGUGUGAAACGCCGCUUGAUGCUCAGGGCCCGUCUCCGUCGCAAACUGGACGUGUGCUUCAAUCCCUCUAUGGGCGACCUGGAGGAAGGCAGGAGCCACUGAGCUCUAGACAGGAUGUACUUUUUUGACAUUGCAGGGGGUAUUUCAAGACUUCUCUACCAAAUCACCAGUGGGGAGGUGGGGUAUGGUCUGGACUAAUAGGAGUGAAAUGGAGCUAAUGAUAAGGACGGGGGACACACAAAGCAGACUCAUAGAGAGGAUGUACAAGGAGGAUGUGGGUGUCACCUUAUGUCAGGGACUGAUACUGCAAUCUUGAGCAAUUUCCUGUUAUUGUAGAGCAGUUCCUGUAAAAGUCAAUGGUAUGUGGUUUUAUGUGCAUAGUGUGUUUGUUUAAGUGCGCAGACCAGAGGGUUGUAAGUUACAGUACAUUGUAUAUGCAGUAUACCAUGUUGCAAUCUUUGCUCUAUUUACUUGCACAAAUUAAAGCUGAUUCUUGUCAUAGUC
Molecule: messenger RNA, 3698 nt
Organism: Salvelinus sp. IW2-2015
Lineage: Eukaryota; Metazoa; Chordata; Actinopteri; Salmoniformes; Salmonidae
Product: potassium voltage-gated channel subfamily V member 2
Biological process (GO): protein homooligomerization; potassium ion transmembrane transport
Cellular component (GO): membrane; voltage-gated potassium channel complex
Molecular function (GO): delayed rectifier potassium channel activity
Source: RefSeq, a predicted model, not a curated record